Molecule: messenger RNA, 309 nt
Organism: Staurois parvus
Lineage: Eukaryota; Metazoa; Chordata; Amphibia; Anura; Ranidae
Source: the annotation of a GenBank genome assembly
GGUCUCAUUGCUGCUCUCAUGCUGACUCAUUUUCUAUUGAGGAGCAGUGAUUGUUUCUUCUAUAUGUCAGAGACCUCGCAGGAAGAGAGAGGAGCGCAAUGUGACCUUGCAGACUGAACCUCCAAAUGACAUGGAGGGAGGGGCUGUGACCACUCAGGAGAAUGGACCUCUGCUUGUUGUCAUCCAGAAUGGGGCUGGGCCCACUAUACAGAAUGGAUAUGUGCCCAUUGUAGAAUAUGGACCGGAUCACAACCAAGCAAGUCCAAGUACUUGACAGAUCAGAAGAGAAUGCAGAGCAUGAAGGUUUGA